AUGGACCUGACCCUCAAAGAACUCAACCUAAUCGAAGUCGCAAGAAGCACAAUCAAUUCAAUUCCCAAAUCAGACAACCACAGCGUCGCCAGCGCAGCCCUCUCUGCGAAUGGACAAGUCUUCUCUGGAGUCAAUGUCUUCCACUUUACCGGUGGGCCAUGUGCUGAGCUCGUCGUUCUCGGUGUUGCCGCUGCUGCAGGAGCUCAGAAACUCACGCAUAUAGUUGCAGUGGGUGAAGAUGGUCGAGAGGGAGUCAUCAUGAGUCCAUGCGGUCGCUGUCGCCAGGUGUUGCGUGACUUGCAUCCUGGUAUUAACAUCAUUCUACAGAAACCCGGAAGGGCAGUGGCCGUAUCCAUCAAUGAGCUGUUACCAUACGCUUAUGAUCUUCGGGAUUGA
This is a messenger RNA of Penicillium canescens, 396 nucleotides long. RefSeq names its product cytidine deaminase family protein. NCBI's taxonomy places the organism in Eukaryota, Fungi, Ascomycota, Eurotiomycetes, Eurotiales, Aspergillaceae. The transcript has a single exon. Bases 1 to 396 code for a protein of 131 amino acids. Gene Ontology annotation, cellular component: cytosol. The record is from RefSeq and is a predicted model, not a curated record. Gene Ontology annotation, molecular function: zinc ion binding; cytidine deaminase activity.